Helobdella robusta is the source of this 900-nucleotide messenger RNA. RefSeq lists its product as hypothetical. Gene Ontology annotation, biological process: mitotic G2 DNA damage checkpoint signaling. Lineage: Eukaryota; Metazoa; Annelida; Clitellata; Rhynchobdellida; Glossiphoniidae. Gene Ontology annotation, molecular function: chromatin binding. Bases 1 to 900 code for a protein of 299 amino acids. The record is from RefSeq and is a predicted model, not a curated record. The transcript is spliced from 6 exons. Gene Ontology annotation, cellular component: nucleus.
AUGGCUUCAGUUUUUAACGUCCUGAGAUGUUACAAAUGUGAAACUUUUCAAGUGCAGCAGCAGAAAAAAACCGGUAGGUGGUCGUGCAAGGUUUGCGAAGAGAAGCAAUCUGUUAAGCAGAUUUAUGGAUCAGGAGCUGGCUAUGAAUGCAGGAUGCACGUUCAAAAAUUGAACAAAUUGAAAGGUGAGAUAGAAAAUAAUAGAUUAAAAUUAAAUAACGAUGAAGAUGGAGAAAAAGACUUCAGUGAAGAAGAAGAAGACUACAAUGAGGACAAAAGAAACAAUAGUUGUGAACAAGGAUAUGGUGGUUAUAAACAUGGUCAUCAUGCUUACGAACAUUUACUCCAAUCUGGCCAUCAUAAAAAUGAGCAUUACACUUCCUCGAUAGUUAACUCAGGUAUAAAUAAAAGAAAAAUAGACAGAGAUUCUAAGGCCACAUCCAAAUGGAGCAGGUUCAUUGAUUCCUCUAAAAUUGUUCUUUCUGAAGAUGCAGAUGAUGAUGAUAAUGGGCACCACCAUCUUGUUGAUUUUGCUGUCAAUAACAAUUAUAAUGAUAAAAAGGGGUUUGUUAACAUUAAACAUAAAAAAACUUCGAAGACUGGCAUUACUGAGAACCAGAAAAAAUCAUCAACUAGGUGGGACAUGUUUCUGAAUGAAAAUGACAGAAGGGAUGGAGAGGAUAUGUAUGAUGCUGAGGGCAAAGGUCUGAUUCAUAAUUGCCACACUGAUGAUCACAACAAUAUAAAGAAAGUUAUCAAUAAUGAAACAAGACAGUUUACAUGUACAGAUCAAUCUCAAAAAUCAAUGAAAUGUAAAGAAAAUGUACGAAAUGAAAAUGACCAAGACCAAAGAAACCUUUUUCAUAUUGAAACAGAUUUUGAAUCUGAAUGGCUGCAGUAA